This is a messenger RNA of Mollisia scopiformis, 702 nucleotides long. RefSeq lists its product as uncharacterized. Lineage: Eukaryota; Fungi; Ascomycota; Leotiomycetes; Helotiales; Mollisiaceae. The record is from RefSeq and is a predicted model, not a curated record. The transcript has 2 exons. The annotation marks the transcript as partial.
ACAAAGAUGCGACCUGCUCCAUUCGCCAUCCUCGAGGGGACUGCGUCGGUCAGUAUCACAUCGAUGAAAUCCGCGUCAGAGUACAACUACUAUGGCGUCCUCGACCAAGACAAGAUUCUAGAGGAAGCUUCCAACUUCGUCUCUUCGAACUCGGAUGCCACAAAAUCCGAAGUUGAAGAGAUUCUGAGGCAUUUCAUCACACUUACUUCAAACGACUAUCUUGAAGAAAAAAGACGUGUGUUCACUAUCCGCAUGACCAAACCUACAGAUGAAUACACCGAAACUCCGAGAUGGCACAGAGAUGGACGAAUGUAUACCACGGACAGACCAGGAGAAGUGAACAGCAAAUAUGCUACGACCUUGCUCGGAAAUCCUACCAGGAUCAUGACUGAAAGUCCUCUCGUGAAGAAAGUCUUAGACGAAGAAGAGUCUAUCAGAAUGCCAAGUUAUGAACAAGAUGGGGCCGCUUAUUGGGCUGCUGCGAAAGAACAAGAAGUUCGUGUUGCAAAGCGUUUGGCUGGGCAGCCUUUGGUAGGACUACCUGGUGGUAGCAUCAUAAAGUUUUCUUGGGACCAGGUUGAUUCGCCAGUCCAUUCCGAGCCUGAUAUGAGUACUGAUCGCGUAUUCGUGUCUGUCUUAUAUGGCAGUGAGAAGGAGAUGAGGAACAUGCGCGAGAUCAGACAAAAAGAAUACAGACUUUGA